Messenger RNA from Psylliodes chrysocephalus, 920 nucleotides. Lineage: Eukaryota; Metazoa; Arthropoda; Insecta; Coleoptera; Chrysomelidae. The record is from the annotation of a GenBank genome assembly.
AUGUCAAAGCAACAUUUAAUUAAUGAUUGUGUUGAACUUGUAACUGUUAAUGGUAGGUCUUUUAAUCUGCUAGCUGAUUCUGGUUUUAAAAAAAUAUUGGAUCCUAUUAAGUUGGCGUUAACAAAUAAAACAAAAGAUAAAGAAUUUUCUUUAUCACCAGAAUCAAUUCAAAAAUAUAUUUCAUUAGAAGCUAAUGAACUGAAACAAAAAAUUAUGGAAGAAAUCAAAACUUGUAUGGUUUCAAUAAAAGUUGAUGGUGUUACGAGAUUGGACCGUGCAUUCCUGGGUAUAAAUAUUCAGUAUGUAAAAAAUGGUCAGAUUGUUUUAAGAACCUUAGCCUUAAAAGAAAUAAGAAGCCAGCAUACAGAUAAUGGUUCCAAUUUAUUAAAAGCUAUAAAAGUUAUAGCUUCAGAAAAUGGUGAUUAUGAAGUUAUUGAAAUUAAUGAUAUAGAGUUUAAAUCAGACGAAGAUUGGGGUGAAAAUUUAGGAAACAUUGAAGUAAUUGUUGAAGAUGACCCAGCUGAAUUGAAUUUUAGCAGUGGCCGUGAUAACCUUUUUCAAUCAUAUCAUGAUUUAAAUAAUGAAGAUGACUCUACAUCAAGGAAAUAUAAUUUAAAUAUAACAGGUAUGAGGUGUGCUGCACAUACCUUACAGUUAGCUGUUGAAGAUGCAUUGACUGGGGACAAAAAGUUGGAAAAGUGAUUCUGCAAGCGCGUCAAGUUAUGAAAAUAUUAAGAACACAAACAUUUUUAUACAUGUUGCGAAAGCAAAAAUUGAAAAACCCAUAAUUGACUGUCAAACUCGUUGGGGGUCAACAUUCGAUAUGUUGAAAAGAUUAAUGGAACUAAAAGAUUUCUGCGUGGAGAUGGAAAUAACAAAUGUGAAUAAAUUUUAAAAUAUAUCCAAGUCGAAUUGGGACA